This is a messenger RNA of Sinocyclocheilus grahami, 460 nucleotides long. RefSeq names its product elongation factor 1-alpha 1-like. The record is from RefSeq and is a predicted model, not a curated record. The transcript has 2 exons. Lineage: Eukaryota; Metazoa; Chordata; Actinopteri; Cypriniformes; Cyprinidae. Gene Ontology annotation, molecular function: GTP binding. The annotation marks the transcript as partial.
ACAGGCAUUCUGAAACCUGGCCUAGUUGUGACAUUUGCCCCCGUGAAUGUGACCACUGAGGUGAAAUCUGUGGAGAUGCAUCAUGAGGCUCUAUCUGAAGCUCUUCCAGGUGAUAAUGUGGGAUUUAAUGUGAAGAAUGUCUCAGUCAAAGAUAUCCGACGUGGGAAUGUUGCGGGUGACAGCAAGAACGAUCCCCCACAGGAGGCAGCAAGUUUCACCGCACAGGUGAUCAUUCUAAACCAUCCAGGUCAGAUCAGUGCUGGUUAUGCCCCCGUGUUGGACUGCCACACUGCUCACAUUGCCUGUAAGUUUGCCGAGUUAAAGGAGAAGAUUGACCGUCGCUCUGGGAAGAAGCUGGAAGACAAUCCCAAGUCCCUGAAGUCUGGGGAUGCUGCUAUUGUAGAUAUGAUACCAGGCAAACCCAUGUGUGUGGAGAGUUUCUCUGAGUAUCCUCCUCUUG